Messenger RNA from Cladocopium goreaui, 1587 nucleotides. NCBI's taxonomy places the organism in Eukaryota, Dinophyceae, Suessiales, Symbiodiniaceae. The record is from the annotation of a GenBank genome assembly.
CACCCAAGUGUCUGGCCAACUGUACCGCUUUCCCAUGCUUUGGGCAAACUACGCCUUUUGGCUUUGCCUCUGCUUUUUUGAUGAAACCGACGCAUCGGACCAGCCCAGCUGUGACGAGCAGUCGGCACUGCAAGUCACCAGAAAUGUGACGAGUUCAGUUCCUCUGACCGAGUGGCUUCCCCUUGGUGCCGCUGCCAACUUCUUCUCCAACGUGGAUUCGGACGCCACGUUUGUCUCGGAGUGGACCUCGCCCCGCGACCUGGCCGUGCUGCCGGCGCCGCACUCACUGCGCUUCGCGGAUGGUCAGAGCAUCGAUGUCUUCAGCGUGGUGCCCAGCUUUGGCGAAGAUGGCCAUUUCAUCGCCUUGCUUCUGACCAAGAAGUCUCAGAAAGAGAUCGCGGAGAGUCAUGCCAUGUUUUGUUCUGGACCCAAUCGGUCUCAUUUGACGCAAGUCCGCGUGCACCAUCGGAGUCUUCUAUGUGAUUGGCCCAAAGAAGAAGCUGAACAUGAAAAUUUCGAAGUGUUUUUAGAGGAUGCUCAGGGGAAUAACCUCGCGCGGGUUUUGGCAAGAAGAAAAACUGGACUGGUGAAGAAGUACCGGACAGUGGCCUGUGUUCGGGACGUUUACUUUCUCAACGAGGCCACCUUCAGCGCAGCAUUGAAACUCUUGGUCGAGUGGUUGGAGUUCUACACGGUUCAUGGCAUCGAACAUUUUUUCGUCUACACCUUUCGAGGAACAGAAGACGCUGUGAAGGAGGUUCUGAUGCCAUACUUGCAGUCGGGGCUCGCGACCAGGAUUCAUUUUGACGAUUAUCCGAAACCCGAAAGCCAUCGCUUUCACCAAGUCAUCAAGGAUUGCUUGUACCGAGCCAAGAGCCAUGCCACCUGGGUCCUUCCCUCCGUGGAUUUUGAUGAAUACUUCCACUUGAAUUCUGGUCACAUCUUCCCAGAUGGUCGGGUACCAGAAAACUAUCUGAAGACUGCCUGGGAUGCCAUUGUCAAAUCUGAAGGAAAGCAGUUGGAGGAAGUGAAAAGCAUCAGUUUCCGUCGUCACCGCUUCGCCCGCGCUCCGAGCGAUGCCCUGGAGAUCUCCUCCACCUGGCGCGAGGAAGGCCUGGAGCGCUCGAGGCAUCACCCGGAGGAAGGCGCCAAGCCGAAGUUCGCCUACAACGCCCACGUGGUGUAUGACCUCUGGUGGCACAAUCCACUGGCCUGGGACCCCAGGGCGAACCAGGACAUUGAGCUGGCGGAAACUUUGGGAGUGGCGAAUCAUUACCGGACAGACUUCCGUGCCGGUGCCAAGUACGGCGAUGCCGAUCGAAGGGUCAGCACUUUUGAUGACAAGUUGACCUCUGAUGUCCCUUUGCUGGAACAAGCCAUUGAACGGCGCUUUGGUGAACAGCCUCACGCAUUGCUGAAGCGAUUGAGUCAGGAACAUCCUCCCAUGCAUUUGGGACAGCUAAAUGCUGACGCGGACGUGAACAACGACGUGGACAACGACGUGGAUGAUUGGGAUGAUUAUUGACCCAGCGAGUGCAGCCGAUCCUGGAAUCCUGGUGCUUUCUGUGGUUUUUCACAGCAAUGGGG